CGACAUUCGACUGCUUUUUACCAGAAUUUGCCCACCUCUCUACCUUCAUAUCUGAGUCUAUUCCAUUCAUUAUACAAACGAAGGCACACGUCAGGUCAUAGUCUACGUCGCUGAGCAUGUUUUACGCAACUCAUUGAAAAGGCCACGUUGGCCCAAGCCAAUCAUUCAUCCAGACCCCGAAUAUCCGUUACAUUCCGUUCGGUGUCUUGAUAUUCUGGUCCCCGACAACCCAAUAACAAGUAUCAAACCAGAUCAGAUCAGCCCUUCAUCUAUCGAUCAGCUGCAGCCAUCCUGAGUCAACAAGUACUGUACGAGGUCAGCUGCUUCAAGCGUCAUAUAAAGUAUCUACGAAAGGGUCAAUGUGUAAGUCGAAGGCAACGCUCUUCUUGCCAUGAUCAUUCUGGAAUCCCUAGCCGUCGACCCUGAACCUCAACCUCCAUUACUUGCAUGAAGGCUCGUGUCUGCCUUGACAGGUUCUGCAGACAAUCACCUCGCGUAACAUCCCGGUAAGAAGGUUUUCUUAUCUGGCAAGAAGACGCACACCGCCAGACGCAUGGUUGCUUGACUUGACCUACUUCGGACGGCCACAUAUAUUUCAAUCGCCCAAUCUCUCCUUGUUCUUUUUCUAAGAUACCCAUCUCACUCUCUUUUCUUUUUCAUCCUCAUUCUCAACACAAUAAUACAUCGGCCUCCUCCAAAACAUGUUAGCCCACCCACCACACGCCAUCAGCAACGAGAACCAACUGGUGGAUGCAUAUCCGCCGAAAGCUUGUGCAACACAGCAAUCUCACCGCGACAAUACGUCGAAUGAUUUUCACCGUCUCGUCCGUGCCCUCUCAGACGUCCUAGGUCCAUCGUCGGGCAUCAACUCAGAAGAUGUUGACGAGAACGACCUUAUCCGGCUGAUGGAGGAGUACGACUCCCAGGAGGGCGACUGGGGCCGGUAUGCCUUCUCCGACCCAAGCCGAAACUAUACUCGAAAUCUUGUGGACGAAGGGAAUGGCAAGUCCAACCUUCUGCUCCUUGUCUGGAAUCCUUGCAAAUCUAGUCCGAUCCACGAUCAUGCCGAUGCGCACUGCGUCAUGAAGGUCCUCAAAGGCAAUCUCAAGGAGACCUUGUAUUCGGUGCCGCCAGGUCAAAGCGACAGUGACUGCAGUUCUUCCGGUUCCGCCACGCCGCCACAAAUUGUCAAGGAGACGUUGUAUCACGAGAAUCAAGUCACAUAUAUUUCAGACAAGAUUGGCGUCCACAAAAUCUCCAACCCGUCACUUACCGAGGUGGCUAUAUCUCUGCAUCUGUACACGCCUCCCCAUGCAGCCCACUACGGUUUCAACGUAUUUGACGAGAAGACUGGAAAACCGACCCAUAUUCAACAAGCCGGGUUCUUCUCUGAUCGAGGCAAGGUGAUUGAGAAGUGCAAGUUUGGUUCGUUCUAGGUGUUCCUUUUGCAUUGCACGCUCGUCACGGCUCUUGUGAAGCCUGAUAAUUAUGAGGUGUUCAGGAAGGUCAUUGGCGUACACAAUAUUGUGUGAGGGGGAAGCAUGAGUGCGAACAAAGCCCUGAUAUGGAGUAAUAAUGCGGUUCAAUCCCCUGAGGUUUUUGGACUUGUCAUCUGGUUUUCAACACGUCAGGGAUUCGUGUGGUUGGAGUAGGGUACGGCGAUGGAAAUGCUCUUUCGGUUUUUAAAACAGAUACCCAGAAGCUCAAGUCGUCCCCUCAAUAUAUGGGACGCAAAACUACAGUCUAUCAAAACCAAAAAAAUUUGAAUCGUAUUCCCGUUUCUCCUACAACGGCUGCCCUUCUGCUUACUGAGCACGCGCGGAUACGACGAAUUGAGCAGAUAGCCAGACA
Molecule: messenger RNA, 1851 nt
Organism: Exophiala oligosperma
Lineage: Eukaryota; Fungi; Ascomycota; Eurotiomycetes; Chaetothyriales; Herpotrichiellaceae
Exons: 1
Coding region: 702-1436 (244 amino acids)
Biological process (GO): L-cysteine catabolic process
Molecular function (GO): cysteine dioxygenase activity; ferrous iron binding
Source: RefSeq, a predicted model, not a curated record